Molecule: messenger RNA, 204 nt
Organism: Paramecium octaurelia
Lineage: Eukaryota; Ciliophora; Oligohymenophorea; Peniculida; Parameciidae
Source: the annotation of a GenBank genome assembly
AAUGGAUAAUCGAUUGAUAUGGGUUAAUUUUGAAAUGAUUUGCCAAAUGGUUUUCGAAUAUUAUAAUAUGAAAAUGGAGAUCAUUAUAAAGGAUAUUUUAGUAUGGUAAGAAUGUUGGGGAAGGAGAAUUUAAAUACGCUUCGUCAAGAGAUAUAGACUCAGGAUUAUUUAGAAAGGAUUAGAGAACUGAGAAAUGUUAUUUGC